Molecule: messenger RNA, 383 nt
Organism: Symbiodinium natans
Lineage: Eukaryota; Dinophyceae; Suessiales; Symbiodiniaceae
Source: the annotation of a GenBank genome assembly
GAAGGGAGCAGACUGGCGAGGCCCUGUACCACCGUGAGGCAGUCGAUGCAUUGUGCAGUUGGUUGUCUGUUUUGCAGAGUAACAUGGAGAAUCUGCCACAUGAUCGAAGCCGGUGGUUCGCCUCGGACCCUGAGUCAGCCACAGCCUCAGAAGAGGAGCCAAGCAAAGGGAUGAGGGGCAAAGGCAAGGAAAAAGACGAAAAAGGAGAGAAAGGCUGGGCUGCAACCGACGCCAAUGGCAAGGAGAAAGACGAAAAAGUAGAGAACAACGCCAAGGGCAAGGAGACAGGCCAAAAAGGAGCUGCAGUCAACGCAGGAAAAGAAGGAACGGCAGGAGCCAAGGGCAAGGGGAAUGGAGGACAAGCAGAGGACAACAGACAAAAG